CCUUCUCGAUAGGUCAUUUGAACGGGUCAGUCUAACAUCCCAGCCACAUCGGCGUAAAUGCACCGUUAGGAUCAUUUUUAGGACAGAUCCCUCGAUAUUUGUAGCGCGGAAAGCCUCGUCAUAUUUUCAGGCGUAGGCGAUGGCUUUCCACAUCCCUCACAUCGCCCUGGGGGACAAGCUGUGGCUCCUCCACGCCUUCGCGUUCCUCUACUACAUCACGGUGUCUGUCAUCUUCCUCACCACAGACCUCUACAUCACCAUUCCGCACGUCUACGCCGACUACGAGUUCACGGGGAUACUGCUUCGGUACCUGCUGGUGGUGUACAUCUUCUUUAACAUGGUGGCCAACCAUAUAUUGUGCACCAUCACGAAUACCACGUACCGCAACCGAGAGGACCCUGACCCGGUACCCCGGUCGUGGGGCCACUGUAUGGCCUGCCAGGUUCACACACCACCUCGUACAUGGCACUGCAGUAUUUGUCAUAAUUGUGUCCUUCGGCGGGAUCACCACUGCUUCUUUACUGCCAGCUGUGUGGGGCACCACAAUCAAAGGUACUUUCUAUACAUUUCUUUGUACUUUAUUGUCCUGUCGUUCCAUGUGGCUGUUGGGAGUUUGUACACGGGGCUCUUAAAUGCCGGAUAUCUACACCACUACUACGUGCCAUUCAGUGGCACCAGUGUGUUCUCCUACCUGUUUCCAGUGGCGUUCUACAAGCUGAUAAACAUACCAGAAAGUCGUUACUAA
This is a messenger RNA of Branchiostoma floridae (Florida lancelet), 745 nucleotides long. RefSeq names its product probable palmitoyltransferase ZDHHC24. Bases 140 to 745 code for a protein of 201 amino acids. The record is from RefSeq and is a predicted model, not a curated record. NCBI's taxonomy places the organism in Eukaryota, Metazoa, Chordata, Leptocardii, Amphioxiformes, Branchiostomatidae. The transcript is spliced from 4 exons. Gene Ontology annotation, molecular function: palmitoyltransferase activity.